Messenger RNA from Schizosaccharomyces octosporus yFS286, 1323 nucleotides. Its product is annotated as aspartate aminotransferase. Gene Ontology annotation, molecular function: L-aspartate:2-oxoglutarate transaminase activity; pyridoxal phosphate binding. The transcript has a single exon. Gene Ontology annotation, cellular component: mitochondrion. The record is from RefSeq and is a predicted model, not a curated record. The coding region runs from base 1 to 1323 and encodes 440 amino acids. NCBI's taxonomy places the organism in Eukaryota, Fungi, Ascomycota, Schizosaccharomycetes, Schizosaccharomycetales, Schizosaccharomycetaceae. Gene Ontology annotation, biological process: L-aspartate catabolic process; biosynthetic process.
AUGUUUUUUGGUGCUUCGCGUGUAAAGACUACCGCGGGUAGAGUUGCGAAUAAGGCUGGUUUUCAAAACGCAUUUAAAAACGGUGGGAAAACCGCCGGCUUGAACUUGCAACGUGGAUUCCAAGGAUGGGCUAACGUACCCAUGGGCCCUCCCGAUCCUAUCUUUGGUAUUUCGGAAGCUUUUAAAAAAGAUGAUUUUGCAAAGAAAAUGAACUUGGGCGUCGGUGCCUACCGUGACGACGCUGGCAAGCCAUAUGUUUUGCCUAGCGUUCGCACCGCGGAGACUGAAAUUCUGAAACAAGACCUGGACAAAGAGUAUUUGUCCAUUACGGGUGACAACGGCUUCCGUGAGGAAGCUACACGCAUGGCUUAUGGUGAUGUUUAUGAUAGUAUCCGCAAUCGCUUGGUUGCAGCCCAGUCCGUCAGCGGGACAGGUGCAUUGCUCCUUUCGUCUCGAUUUUUUUCAAAGUUUUAUCCAUCGAACGAUAUCUACAUCUCCAAUCCUACUUGGGGAAAUCACAAAAACGUGUUUAGCAAUGCGGGCUUAAAUAUCAAAGAGUAUCGUUACUACAACCCAGUCACCAAGGGUCUCGAUAUUGAAGGCAUGCUCACCGACUUGUCAAAAGCCCCCAACAGCUCGAUUGUCCUUUUGCAUGCUUGUGCCCACAAUCCAACUGGUGUGGAUCCUUCACAUGCUCAAUGGAACGAUAUUCUUCGAGUUGUACGCGAAAAGGGCCACUUCGUGUUGAUGGAUAUGGCUUACCAAGGUUUUGCCAGUGGUAACUUUGCACGCGAUGCCUAUGCCACCCAAUUGUUUGCUUCUAACAAUGUUCCAAUGUUCUUAUGUCAAUCCUUUGCUAAAAAUAUGGGUCUUUAUGGCGAACGUGUAGGUUGCUUUAGCUCGCUGACAGCCUCUCCAGAGGAAGCUGCGAGAUUCGAAAGCCAACUCAAAAUCUUGGUCCGUGCUUCCUACUCCAAUCCUCCCGUCCACGGUGCUCGUAUCGCCAGCUUUAUUUUGAAGAACAGUGAUCUUCGUGCUCAAUGGGCUGGCGAAGUUAAGGGAAUGGCUAGCCGUAUUAUUUCUAUGCGCCAAACCUUACGCUCCAUAUUGGAAAAUGACUUGAAAAGCAAGCACGGCUGGAAGCAUAUCACUGAUCAAAUAGGCAUGUUUUGCUACACUGGUUUAAAACCCGAGCAAGUCGAAACUUUGAGCAGAGACUAUCAUAUCUAUUUAACCAAGAAUGGCCGAAUCAGUAUUGCUGGUAUUAACACUUCCAACGUUCGUUACCUUGCUGAAGCCAUUCAUAACGUUACUUCUAACUAA